AUGCAGCACGAAGAGCAGCAAAGCUUGAGUUCAACUACAGCGACAAGUUGGAAUGGCAGCGUUGACUCGCGCACAGCAUCCACCGCAUCGCUGGUGCAGCACAAGCUUAGAAGUACGCCAAUCAAAUCGGCAUCUCGCGUUGGACCUGGUCUGCUGCUCUUUCCGGGCACGGCCCAAAGAACCGAUCCAAGUCAGCCAGUUAAGGACGACAAACUGCAGAAAUCAACUGCAAACUCUAAGGAAGAUCAUGUGGGGCUCAAUCAUCGUAAGCCUUGCAGCAUACGCAGCUUUCGACGUCCUCCGCUCUGGCAGCCGCCUGCCAUCAACACGGAGCAGGAAGCGCUUGAAGAGCAGCAGCUGCAGCUGAGCCCAUUGCCAUACAUGGCCAAGCUGCACGCUUUUAUAAUCGAAUUUCUGCAAGGAUCUUCGAUCCAUGGAUUCAUCUAUUUGGCCAAAUUUGGCUUGAACUUCUUGGAACGCAUGCUUUGGUUUGCCUUCAUCUGCGUGGCAUUGUUCAGCAUCAUCUCGCUGAGCCACCGCACUUGGCAACGCUUCCAGACCUCGCCCAUGGUCAUCUCGAUGGAUCGCAAUAAGCUGGUGUGGAAUACCAGCUUCCCAUCGCUGACCGUGUGUCCGCAUAAGCGCAUAGACGACAUCAAGCUGGAGGAAUAUAUAGACGCACAUAGCGAGCAGUUCGUGGACGAGGACGACAAGGAGUUUUUCCGGGAUUUUAUUAUCAAACUUGCGAGUCUCACAUACGACAACUUGGAAACUCUGCCGCUGAACAAAUCGUAUGGCAUCGACAGCAGCGACUAUCUGAGCUUGCUCUAUGAAUUGAAGUGGCCCUUCGAGCCGGAAAUCAGCAGCGGCGCCGCUGUCAAAAUGUUUAUCUAUGAGACGCAAACAGAGUUUGGCAUUUGCCACUCAGUCAACUCGCUAGUGGCACGCUACAAUACCUACAAAUAUUGGCGCUCGGGCGAUUGGAGCAUUUUGGAUCAUGGCGAUCGUGUGACAGUUCAUCCGCUCGACGGCGAGAUCUAUGCACAGAUCAUCAAUCUGUCGACAGCCUACGAUGUCUACUUUCACGGCCCUGGCGAUGUGCCCAGCAUAUCGAAGCAGCGAUACACCUUUCCCGAGAGUGACUACACAACCGUGGAGCUAAUUGCGCUGGAGAUCUACACGAACGAGGAUGCCAGAGCCUUCAAUACCAAACAGCGCAAAUGUCGCUUCCAGUACGAGGCCGACGAGAUGCAAACGGUGCCCAUUUACAGCUUCGGCUUGUGCCUCUCCGAGUGCCGCAUGUUCUUCGCCCUGCGCGUUUGCGGCUGCGUGCCACACUUUUAUCGCAAUCGGCUGCGCAACGGUCGUCUCUUGCCAAUAUGCGGUUUGGAGGGCAUCGGCUGCUUGGUCAAAAUUAAACGCGAGAUAAUCUCCUUAAAAUCGGAUAAAUACCAAAUCAGUUGCAAUUGCUUGUCCAACUGCGACGAUUCCAACUUCUUCGUGCAGUCCUACCGGUCUCGCGUCUGGUUUCUGGGCGCUAAUCUACAAUGGGGCAUUAUUGAUUACCCCAAAAUGCAGCUGCGCCGUGAUGUGCUCUUCUCCUUUGCCGAUGUUUUGGUCUAUAUUGGUGGCCUGGUCGGUUUCUUCUUGGGCUGCAGCGCCUUGAGCUUCACGGAAAUUAUUUACUAUUUUACAGCCCGUCUGGUGCGUCGCAUGUUUUGCAACUGAGCUGGA
Drosophila hydei is the source of this 1734-nucleotide messenger RNA. It is a transcript of the gene ppk9, whose product is annotated as sodium channel protein Nach. Gene Ontology annotation, cellular component: membrane. The record is from RefSeq and is a predicted model, not a curated record. Gene Ontology annotation, biological process: sodium ion transmembrane transport. NCBI's taxonomy places the organism in Eukaryota, Metazoa, Arthropoda, Insecta, Diptera, Drosophilidae. The transcript is spliced from 9 exons. Gene Ontology annotation, molecular function: ligand-gated sodium channel activity. The coding region runs from base 1 to 1728 and encodes 575 amino acids.